UCGGUCCAUUCUCCCAGAAAUUCAGCUUCAAUCCGUGCGACUCCAUGUUCACAAUUGACGGAAAUGACGCCACUCACGCUGCUAUGCCUACACGCAACACGCGCAAGCGAUCAACAUCUUCCUUGCGACUCGGAAAGUCGACAAUGAAUUUCGACCAGCUGUUGUCCGCGAUCGGCGGCUUCGGGAGAUACCAGAAGCUUUUGUAUGUAUGGAUAUGUAUACCGCAGAUCUUUCUCGCAUUCCACAUGAUGGCGAGCGUCUUCACAGGCGCCACGCCACCCCACCAUUGUCGGGGUUCACGUCCAUCUAACGGCGGCAACGUUUCAAACGUGAAUUUAAGCAUCUCUCUCUUGACUGGGCAUUCGGACUCGUGCACAGGUAUUUCUGUAGAAAACCAGAGUGCACAUUCAAGUUGUACAACAGGAUGGGUGUACAGCCACGAGGUGUUCGAAAGCACAACUGUCACAGAGUGGGAUCUGGUCUGUGACAAGGCAAGUCUGAACAGUUUGGGAUCAUCUAUUUAUAUGCUGGGGCUGCUUGUAGGGGCUGUUGUAUUUGGAGCUAUGGCAGACAGGUAUGGGAGAAGGUUUGCCAUGCUCUUGUCUUUAGCACUUCAGACAGUAUUUGGUGUGGCCGCUGCCUUUGCUCCAAACUUCCCUGUUUAUGUCACCCUGCGCUUCAUGAUAGGAACAACUGUCUCGGGAGUCAUAAUCAAUGCAUUUGUGCUUGGCACAGAAUGGACCUGCACACAGAGACGGAUGUUAGCCGGCAUCUUCACAGACUAUUUCUUUGGAUUCGGCUAUAUGCUGCUUGCAGGUGUUGCUUAUCUCAUCAGAGACUGGAGAAAGCUACAGCUUGCUAUCUCUGCACCAGGAUUUCUCUUUAUAUUCUAUAUCUGGGUUCUUCCACAUUCAGCCCGUUGGCUGUUGGUGAAUAACAGAGAAGAGGAAGCGAUUGUUCUUUUGCGUAAGGCGGCCAAUGUUAAUGGUCGCGUGUUACCUCCCACCGUUCAGGUGGACCGAAAUGAGAUCUCGCAAGAAAGGACUCAAUAUACUGCUGCUGACCUGGUUCGGACCCCACAGAUGAGAAAAAGAAGUCUCAUACUGUACUACAUCUGGUUUGUUAAUGUGUUGGUGUAUUAUGGGCUGUCUCUUGGUGUGUCUGACCUGGGGGUAGACCUUUACCUUACUCAGUUCAUGUUUGGAUUGAUAGAGGUACCCGCAAGGUCUCUGGUGUUGGUCCUGCUCCCCUACAGUCGGCGAAUCCCACUGAGUGUGUUCCUUGCUGUGGGAGGAGGGGCGUGUCUACUCACUCUCGCCAUUCCAGAAGACAGUUUUAAGGUACGGACUGCUCUAGCCAUGGUGGGGAAAUUUGGAAUUACAGCGUCUUUUGCCAUCAUCUACAUUUAUUCUGCAGAACUUAUCCCGACUGUUCUCAGGCAGACGGGUAUCGGCGUAGCUUCUAUGUUCGCACGCAUUGGAGGAGUUUUAGCUCCACUAAUAAACCUGCUUGGACGCAGUGCACCUGUUGUGCCUAUGCUGAUAUUUGGCUCCACCCCUCUGGUUGCUGCAGUGCUUGCACUAGGAUUGCCUGAGACUGCCAAUCAACCACUUCCAGACAGCAUUUUUGAUGUAGAGAGGUCUGAUCCUCAGAAACACGACGGACAAAUUCCAGUACAAACCAGCCAAUCACAAAGGAGCACAGAAGACCAAGAACUACUUAGAUUAGCAGAUGAGUCCAGAUCGAUAUAAAUUAUCUUACAACACUUUGCAGCCUUAUAUUCAAAUAUUUCUACAUUUUACAUCAGCAUUUUCAUAAAUGGGGAAACUUAAAGUGAAUGAGAUUUGAGUUUUGAUACAAAAACUCAUUUGUGUGACUUUCACAGAUAUUUGCACGUUUUCUAAAUAUGUUUGCCUGUAGGCUCUAGAUUUUACUUGUGUACAGACAUUUAAAAAAUGUUUUUUGGGAUGAUCUAUUGAUGAAAAUGCAAUAUAAUAUACAUAGCUAUGCCUUCAGAGGUGUAUAAAGAGCUUACACAAAUAAGUGUUUUAUUUUAAUUACCUUAGAAUGAGCUAUUUCUAUCUACAUAUUCCGUGGAGGGGUGGAGUGAACGGGUGGUUGCAAUUCUUAACCUUGCCGCUAGAUUUCAAUGACUGAAAAAGCAGCGAGAAAUGGGAAACUUAGAAAAUAGUUUUAGAAGAUGCUGUAUAUUGCGACACACUGCAGUGGUAUAUAGAAGUGGCGUUCUACCGUAUUUGAAUGUUAUAAAAACUUAUGCAAGUAUAAUAUCAAAUACAGUGUUACAUCAAUUCUAUAUACCAUUGCGAUGUGCCGCAGUGUUCCUGAGAUACGCUACUCUCUAUACACAUCUCAGCCGAACAGAGAUUUAAAUUCACAUACAUAUGCAGACAAACUUUAUAGGUCUUCCUAUUAACCAAAUGCAAAACCAGCAGAAGUAUAUCAGUAAGUCUCAGUAAUUUUGGCUGAGUUGACAGGCAGUUACCUACAGCUAACCACAUCAAUUAUUAUACUAAUAUCACUCUACUAUAAUUCAAUAUUAUAUGUACUGUAUUUGUCACAGAUCCAGGUUUUGAAUGAUUUACCCACUCCAAUGUGUUUAUUUCAUAUUACAAGAGGGAAUGUGCCCUGCAGUGUACUUGAAUGAUGCAGUGUACAGUGUUCAAGGUUGUGUAGCUAUUGUAUACGCAGAACAUUUGAAGUGUUGUUUAGAAAUGUGAAAUUUAAUAAGAUGCCAAUUUUCUUAGUACUACACAGAGUGAAUGCAUAGUAUUUUAUGGACGUUAGAAUGGGGUUUUGAAUCUAUGAUACUUACCUUACUACCCAUACUAAGCAAUAG
Triplophysa dalaica is the source of this 2857-nucleotide messenger RNA. RefSeq names its product solute carrier family 22 member 13. Gene Ontology annotation, cellular component: membrane. Gene Ontology annotation, biological process: transmembrane transport. NCBI's taxonomy places the organism in Eukaryota, Metazoa, Chordata, Actinopteri, Cypriniformes, Nemacheilidae. Gene Ontology annotation, molecular function: transmembrane transporter activity. The record is from RefSeq and is a predicted model, not a curated record. The transcript is spliced from 11 exons. The coding region runs from base 45 to 1751 and encodes 568 amino acids.